UUCCGACGUCGUCCGGAAGUCGGGUUCUGAUCCGGUGAGUACCGGGCCAUUCGGCUCCUUUGCACCGCCAGGUUACCUGCGCUUUUUCUGGGGACACUCGGGCAUCGCCGCCGGCCUCCGACGAGGUGCACGACGGGGGUCCUGUCGUCCCUCGGCUCGUGUCUUUGCCGAACUUACCCGGCUGCGCAGGGGCCCGCGUGCCGCCCAUGGCGGGAGCCGCCCCGACCACGGCCUUUGGGCAGGCGGUCAUUGGCCCCCCCGGCUCGGGCAAGACCACGUACUGCCUGGGCAUGAGUGAGUUCCUGCGCGCACUGGGCAGGCGCGUGGCGGUGGUGAACCUGGACCCUGCCAACGAGGGGCUGCCGUACGAGUGCGCCGUGGACGUGGGAGAGCUGGUGGGCCUGGGCGACGUGAUGGACGCGCUGCGGCUGGGGCCCAACGGCGGCCUGCUCUACUGCAUGGAGUACCUGGAGGCCAACCUGGACUGGCUGCGCGCCAAGCUAGAUCCCCUCCGCGGCCACUACUUCCUGUUCGACUGCCCGGGCCAGGUGGAGCUCUGUACGCACCACGGCGCCCUGCGCAACAUCUUCUCCCAGAUGGCACAGUGGGACCUCAGGCUGACUGCUGUCCACCUGGUGGAUUCUCAUUACUGCACAGACCCGGCCAAGUUCAUUUCCGUACUGUGUACCUCUCUGGCCACCAUGCUGCAUGUGGAACUACCCCAUGUCAACGUCCUCUCCAAGAUGGACCUCAUCGAGCACUAUGGGAAGCUGGCCUUCAACCUAGACUACUACACAGAGGUCCUGGACCUCUCCUACCUUCUCGACCACCUGGCUUCUGACCCUUUCUUCCGCCACUACCGACAGCUCAAUGAGAAACUGGUGCAGCUCAUUGAAGACUAUAGUCUGGUCUCCUUCAUCCCUCUCAACAUUCAGGACAAGGAGAGUAUCCAGCGGGUCCUGCAGGCUGUGGAUAAAGCCAACGGCUACUGCUUCGGGAUCCAAGAACAGCGAAGCCUGGAGGCCAUGAUGUCUGCCGCCAUGGGUGCUGACUUCCAUUUCUCCUCUACCUUGGGCAUCCAGGAGAAGUACCUGGCACCCCCAGACCAGUCCGUGGAGCAGGAAGCCAUGCAGCUGUAGCAGCAAGCUGGGCUCUAGAGAAUGAGAGGCUUAACCCAGCAUUGGAGACAAUGGCAGUUCCCACUGACAGGACAGCCCAGCCAACUGCAGAUCCAAGAGCAGCCUUCCCAACUAGAGCACCCACCACCCCCUCCGUGGUCAAGAGCUCUGGAUGUGUGGCCAGGAAUUCAGCAUUGGCCCCACUUGGGCUAUGAAGGAAUAUGCUACAAAUACAAGAGUUUAUUUUCUACUUUUUGUGACUUCUAAACUUUCUUCAACCAUCUAGGCCCAGAGAGUUGAGGCAGAACAAAAGAAUGUUACUUUUCUCAGAAGAAUUCUGUUUGUUUAUACAGGGCAGUGUUUCCCCCCAAAGCACAGGAUUGUGCUAGAGGACUGACACCCAGUCUCCAGGUGCGCGACUUUGUUAAUUUUCGGUUUUAGUCUAGACUCAAGCUGGAGCUUUCACAGGCAACACUUCCUAGCAGAUCUUAUUUUCAUGGUAUUUAUUUUAUGGUUUUGUUCCUUUUUGGGAAGUGUUAACCAGUUUUCCAUUUAUACGAGUGAUUAAAAGUUUACUUUGAAAUUGUUUAUAAGAAGUGAGUUAUUUAAAGAAAAAUAUUAAGUACAUAACGUGACAUCCUGAGGAAUGUGGCAAACACUAAGGGCUUGAAGUUGGAAGAGUGGUGGUUACUUUUGCUCUUCUUGCAAGUGGUUGGAUGCAAUUCACGUUUUCAACCAAUAGGUGGCAUCCCAGGCCUUUUUAAUUUUAUUUAUUUAUUUAUUGCUUGCUUGCUUGCUUGCUUGCUUGCUUGCUUGCUUGCUUGCUUGCUUGCAGUCACAGCCUGGAGGCAGCAGGGGACAGAUGGCAGUUGUGCCAGAAGUCUUAUUUGCAGACAGUUGGUCCUGUUAACACACGGGAAGGGCUUGGCAUUUUACAAAGUGCUUCCACACACAUGGUUCUCAUGUGGCUCUCACAGCAACUCCUGGAGAUUUAGACAAAUCAGGAUAUUAUGAAGCCCCAUUUUACAGUGAGGAAACAGAUGAGUUUGAACUUUGGUCAACCAAUAAUUAUUCUCAUUGUUCGCUUUGCUGACUUCUUAAUUUUGAGUUCUUAAUGGUGAAAAGUCACAUCCCUUCUCCCACAGGAUCUAUAGCCAAUCAGGAGAAAGAAUUUAAACACCUAUAGAGUAUUACUGAAUCACAAAGGCAAGAUAGGUCACAGGUGGUUUGGGCAGUUGGAAGAAUUCCACUUAGGAAAAUCUGUUCACAAGUGGCAUUGAGAGGGGGAUGACUGAGCUUUGCUUCCCAAUUGGGGGAGUCAGAGCAGAAGGCAAAAGUAGGGGGGCUAUGAGGAGGCUCCUCCAACUGGAUAAGUAUGAAAGCAGCCAACCUCCACUCCCACGCCUGGCCCUAUAGGGGAUAAUAACCAGGUGCUGCUUCCCCAGCCUCUUUCAUCUGAGAAGUUCAAAGCACCACACCCCUAUUAGUACCCUACAGUAGGUGGGGAGUAUCAACAGAGCAAGCCAGGGAAACUGAGGCCAGGAGACACAGCCUAGGGAUGGCUGUGAGUCACUGGUGGGGCCUGAGCCCAAGAAUCCUGACGCCCAGGUCGCUGGACAAAUCCCUCAUCAGGUCGAGUGUGAGGGUGGGUGCUGUUUUUGAACAUAGUACCAAUAGCUUUGGUCUGGGUUUCUGAUGUUUACCCCAUCACCCUGGCUCUCACCAGAGCAAACCAGCUGGAAGGAAGGUGUCAUUUGAACUUGAUGACCUCAAAUCCAAGCACUGUCAGCAUGUAGUCUCUGCAGUCAUGGAGUGAGGAAAGAUGGAGGUCAUCCAAACCUUAAUUUUUCAGGCCUUGGUUUGACAAUAAGGGUGUUUUCUACUCCAGUAAAUGGAGCUCUGUUCACCUUCUACUGAUGGCAAAAUGAUUUUCUGUUCCCUUGCCAUGGUGGGGAGGGGACAGCACGAUGAAGAAAAGAAGAGACACCUAGGUCGAUCUGUUUGGCAUGAAACCUGUGGAGUAUGAAAAAGACCAUCCUCUGAUUUGACUGGCAUGCGGCAACCAUUCUUGAGAUUUUUUUUUCUUUCCUGAUAGAAAAGUAAAAAACUUGGGAAAUGAAAAUAGGUCACCUAUAAUCCUGUAACAUAUCAAUAAGCAAAAAUAUUUGUAAUCUACAAUAAAUUUUCUAUUCAAAUGUA
Molecule: messenger RNA, 3317 nt
Organism: Canis lupus familiaris (dog)
Lineage: Eukaryota; Metazoa; Chordata; Mammalia; Carnivora; Canidae
Gene: GPN2
Product: GPN-loop GTPase 2
Exons: 5
Coding region: 207-1139 (310 amino acids)
Cellular component (GO): cytoplasm
Molecular function (GO): GTPase activity
Source: RefSeq, a predicted model, not a curated record